AUGGGUUGUGAUAGCAAGCUUCAGUUGAAAGCCUGGAAGACCUUGUCUAAAUAUCUUCAUGGCAGCAACGAAGACCAGGAGUAUUGGUGGAAGCUGACUGGUCGUCAUGUUGCUUCGCUGUUGGAGGCCGCUGAGUAUCCUCUUGAGAAGCAAUAUGAAUGCCUUUUCUUCCACUACCGCUGGACGUGCUUUUCCAAGGUCCCCGACAUGGGUCCUGCUCCUGGAUCAGAUGGCCUACCCACGAAGUGGAAGUCGUUGCUCUCUCUCGAUAGUACAUCAAUUGAGUACUCAUGGAAAUGGAACACCACAAUCGCCGAACCAGAUAUCCGUUAUGUCACAGAGCCAAUUGGACAAUACCCAGGAACAGAGCUCAGAGACAUCGGCAAACUUGAAAGCGAAGCACAAAUGGCAAGAAGAGAUGGCCGUGAUAUAAAGAUCGACACCCAAGUUAUCAGAGACGAACUCUUCGGUUUCUACAUGGCUGGCCAGGAGACAACCUCUACAACACUGUGCUGGGCUAUGAGAUACUUAACUGCCAACCUGAAUGUUCAAACCAAACUUCGUACCGCUUUGAGAGAAGCUCAUGUGAGAGCCCACCGGAAUGGAGAUCUUCCUUCAGCUCAAGAAAUAGCACAAACAGAUGUUCCUUACCUCGAGGCAUUUAUCCAAGAAGUCCACCGUGUCGGAAACUCGGUCAGUUCCAUUGUUCGCGUUACCACCAAGGAUGCUGUUGUUCUUGGACACAAUAUUCCAGAGGGAACGGAUGUCUUCAUGCUCACCAAUGGACCCAACUAUAAGACUCCACCCCUGAAAAUUGAAGAAUCCAUCCGUAGCAAGACUAGCCGCGAGACCAAAGACAAAUUCGGUGUUUGGGACAAUUGGAGCAUUAAAAGGUUCAUUCCAGAGCGAUGGCUUAUAAAGAACGAGGAAGGCCGCGUCGUCUUCAACCCCGUCGCUGGAUAUACGCACCCAUACGGCGCUGGACCCCGCGCUUGCUUUGGUAUGAAAUGGGCGCAACUGAUGUUGAAGUCGAUUAUCACAAUCAUCGUCUGGAGCUUCGAGUUCGCGCCCCUACCCCCAGCAAUUGCUGACUUCAAGGCUAUCGAUGUUACCACCCACCGAGCAGAGUUCACCUAUCUUCGACCUGUGCCGAUUCAUUAA
Messenger RNA from Talaromyces stipitatus ATCC 10500, 1161 nucleotides. Its product is annotated as cytochrome P450, putative. The transcript is spliced from 4 exons. Gene Ontology annotation, biological process: alkaloid metabolic process. The record is from RefSeq and is a predicted model, not a curated record. Lineage: Eukaryota; Fungi; Ascomycota; Eurotiomycetes; Eurotiales; Trichocomaceae. Bases 1 to 1161 code for a protein of 386 amino acids. Gene Ontology annotation, molecular function: monooxygenase activity; heme binding; iron ion binding.